Molecule: messenger RNA, 2355 nt
Organism: Camelina sativa (false flax)
Lineage: Eukaryota; Viridiplantae; Streptophyta; Magnoliopsida; Brassicales; Brassicaceae
Source: RefSeq, a predicted model, not a curated record
AUGGGUGAUACACUAAACCUUGAAGAUGAUUAUAUGAGUGGAGAUGAUUAUAUGAUUGAGCAUGAUAUGAAUCCGGAUGAAGAAGAACAUGUAGGAGAGGAACGUGUAGAAGCAGAUUCAGUAGCUAGUACGGUUGAUAAGAGGACAGGCAAGUCUACAGGUAAACGUAAAAGGUCAAGGUGUUGGAAAAAUUUUGAAAUUGUUGGAGAUAAGUUGGAUGAUGGUAGGAAUAAUCUUAGAUGCACCCGUUGUGAGCAUACUUAUUGCCUUGAUCUUCGUAGAAGUGGCACCAAUACUCUCUUGCGUCACAUGGAAUCAUGCUCAAAGACUCCAGGAAGCACUCCUUCAUGUGGAAACAGAAAGUUAGAUAUGAUGGUGUUUAGGGAGAUUAUAGGAUUGGCAAUCAUAANUGAUACACUAAACCUUGAAGAUGAUUAUAUGAGUGGAGAUGAUUAUAUGAUUGAGCAUGAUAUGAAUCCGGAUGAAGAAGAACAUGUAGGAGAGGAACGUGUAGAAGCAGAUUCAGUAGCUAGUACGGUUGAUAAGAGGACAGGCAAGUCUACAGGUAAACGUAAAAGGUCAAGGUGUUGGAAAAAUUUUGAAAUUGUUGGAGAUAAGUUGGAUGAUGGUAGGAAUAAUCUUAGAUGCACCCGUUGUGAGCAUACUUAUUGCCUUGAUCUUCGUAGAAGUGGCACCAAUACUCUCUUGCGUCACAUGGAAUCAUGCUCAAAGACUCCAGGAAGCACUCCUUCAUGUGGAAACAGAAAGUUAGAUAUGAUGGUGUUUAGGGAGAUGAUAGGAUUGGCAAUCAUAGAACAUGAUUUGCCUUACUCUUUCGUUGAGUACAGAAGAAUUAGAGAGGCUUUUCAGUAUGCAAAUUCCAACAUCGAGUUUUGGUCAAGAAAUACUGCGGCUGCUGAUUGCUUAAAGAUCUACGAGAAAGAGAAACUGAAGCUUAGAAAGAUGUUGGGUGAAGUUCCGGGUAGGUUUUGUUUAACAACAGAUUUGUGGAGGGCAAUCACAAUAGAGGGAUACAUGUGUUUGACUGCACACUAUAUCGAUAGUGGAUGGAAUUUGAAGACAAAAAUUUUGUCAUUUUGUGCAUUUCCUCCUCCACAUACGGGUGCUGGAAUAGCUACAAAGGUGUUGGCAUUGCUAAAAGAUUGGGGAAUAGAAAAGAGAGUGUUCACAAUUACAGUUGAUAAUGCUUCCUCAAAUGACAACAUGCAAGGAAUUCUCAAGAGGCAGCUUAGGAAAAAUUUGGUGUGUGGUGGAGAGUUCUUUCAUGUGAGAUGUGUUGCACACAUCUUGAAUCUGAUUGUGCAAAACGGAUUGGAUGUGAUUGAUGGUGCUCUAGAGAAAAUCAGAAAUAGUGUUAAGUUUGUGAGGGUGAAUGAGACUAGAAAACAAUCCUUUCAAACAUGUGUGGAAACAAUGGGAAUUGAAGCUAAGGGUGAACUACUUUCAGAUGUUUCAACUAGGUGGAACUCAACUCACCUUAUGCUCUCAAGAGCAAUCAUCUAUAAGGAAGCCCUUCGGCAUCUUGCAGAGAUUGAUACAAGUUAUCAAUCUUUCCCUUCUGAUAUUGAGUGGACAAGAGCAGAGUUGAUCUAUGAGCUGUUGACCCCAUUUGCAGAGAUGACGAAUUUGAUCUCUGGUUCAUCUUAUCCAACUGCCAAUUUGUAUUUCAAUCAGGUAUGGAAAAUUGAAACUUGGCUGAAAGCUCAAGAGUACUCUUAUGAUGAUGUGAUUUGUGAGAUGGUGAAAGGUAUGAAGGAGAAAUUUGACAAGUAUUGGGAGGAUUAUAGUGACAUACUUGCUCUAGCUGCGGUCUUUGAUCCUAGAUUGAAGUUUACCUAUAUAGAGUAUUGCUUCAAUACCCUUGAUGCGUCAACUAGUAAAGCAAGGGUGGAUCACUUGCGUAAGAAGCUGAAGAAGCUUUUUGAUGUUUACAAGAAGAAUCCAACAAAAACAGCAGCAGGAAGUUCAAAGUCAAACAAUAUGGAGCAAAACAUUCUUCCUGGAUAUGGUGACUUUUAUGCUUUCAUCUCCCAAACAGUUGGUGCUAAUGGCAAGUCAGCAUUAGACAAGUACUUAGAUGAACCGGAUAAUGCAAACCGUUUUCAAGAACUGUCUUCUAUGGCUUGUGACAUCCUUAGCAUCCCUAUUACGACUGUAGCUUCAGAAUCUUCGUUUAGCAUUGGAAGUCGGGUGUUAAGCAAGUAUCGGAGUUCACUCCUUCCUUCUAAUGUCCAAGCUUUAAUCUGCGCAAGAAAUUGGCUUAAAGGUUUUGAAGAGAUUGUUGAUCCAUUCGAAGAAGGCAAAGAAGGGGAAAGAGAAGGAGAAGGAGUUUGA